This is a messenger RNA of Periophthalmus magnuspinnatus, 6702 nucleotides long. RefSeq names its product leucine zipper putative tumor suppressor 2 homolog. The transcript is spliced from 7 exons. Gene Ontology annotation, biological process: negative regulation of canonical Wnt signaling pathway; cell division. Bases 388 to 2454 code for a protein of 688 amino acids. Lineage: Eukaryota; Metazoa; Chordata; Actinopteri; Gobiiformes; Gobiidae. The record is from RefSeq and is a predicted model, not a curated record.
CAAAACUCAAGUAGCGUCUGGUCCGCUCCUGCUUUUCCUCAACAACAAACGCUUCAACUCUGCUCCACAGUUCACACGGGCACCGAGGCGAGGCGUAAUGUCUUUCCCACAGCUUUACGAACGAUAACACGGGAAUGCAGAAAAGUUACGCGACGUUUUGAGAAAUAAUUUAGGGAAAAACAUCGCGCUGUGGUCGGAUUUUCCAGCGGACCUUACUACAGCAGCUGCUCCGGACAGUCCACACUCCUACAGCGCGCAUGCCCACAGGAGCAGACGCAGACAGAGGACUUGUUUAGCUGGUGAGGCUCCAUGCUUUUGAAUAAGACCGUUUGGAACCUCAAGAUUGGGCAUCUGUAACAGAUCUGGUGAGCCCUCUGAGCUGGCAGCAUGGCCCUGGUUCAGGCUCUGCCCAUGUCUGCUGAUGCCCACACCCCCGGUCUCUCUGGAGGGGCUCGGAGAAGGCACCACUCCAACCCCUCACCCCCCACCAACCUGCCCCCCUCUGCCCUGGAGCCAAUGGGGUCAGUGGGCAGCCUGGUACCCUCCCGGACCGUCCCGUACCAGGAUCACCGCUCUGAUUUGGGAGCGAGGGUGCGGAAAGUUACGCCGGGCAAUGCUGGUUUUGGAUUGGAAGCAUCAAUAGACGCUUUAGUGCCAAACCACACCUCCCCAAUGAAGAAGCAGGGGGCAACAGGGUCCAGUAGGGGUCAGGAGGUAGAAAAAGGACACUAUACUUAUCUGAAUGAGGAGUAUGUGGAUGACUGGAAUGAAAAUCUAGGAAACCCAAUCUGUCCUGGAGGCGAAACAGAUGACAUAAAAGAGGGGUUCAACGGGAACAUGGGUGGACCUCCUCCAAAACUUAUCCCAGUGUCAGGAAAACUGGAGAAGAACAUGGAAAAAACUGUCCUCCGUCCAACUGCGUUCAAACCUGUCAUUCCCAAAAGCCGCACCUCGAUGCAGUACCUGUCACCACGCCACUGUGCCAUCGCCCCCGACAACCAAUCCAACCUGAACCUACUCAGCCCCACCCACCGAGAGGUCUCGCCCCCCUCCCCCGACAAACGCAGUUCCUACAGUGGGGGCCGAAAUGUGGGUAGCAGCAGUCAGUCCUGCUCCCUAUCCGAUUCAGGGAGGAACUCUCUCUCCAGCCUGCCCCCUUACGGAGGAGUGGGGUACAGCAUGGCGUCUAGUGAGGUCACUAGUGGACAUUUGGAGAAGAGCGUUCAACCAGGAAGUGCACACGGACACUCAAAUUCAGAUAGCGGGAGAUCGUCAUCGAGUAAAAGUACAGGGUCGGGGUCGCUGACAGGGAGGGGGCAGCCUUUGUCAGACAGUGGGUCGAAUGGGCGCUCCCCUGGUCCUGUGGAAGGGUACGAGGGAAUCGUGAGAGACCUGGAGGAUAAGCUCAGAGAGAGGGACAUGGAGCUGCAGCUGCUAAGAGACAACCUGGAUGAGAACGAAGCAGCCAUUUGUCAGGUAUAUGAGGAGAAGCAGAAGCGUUUUGAGCUGGAGAUUGAGGAGCUGAGGCAGAACUGUGCUACCAGAAUGCAGACCGCCUCUCAGAAAUCUCAACGCGCACAACAGGUCCUACAACUACAGGUGUAUCAGCUGCAGCAGGAGAAGAGGAAGCUUCAGGAGGACUUUGGUCAGCUCCUUAAAGAGCGUGAGCAGCUGGAGGAGAGGUGCACUUCAUAUGAACAUGAGAAGAUACAACUGGGACCACGACUGGAGGAGACCAAGUGGGAGGUGUGCCAGAAGUCGGGGGAGAUCUCUUUACUGAAGCAGCAGUUGAAGGAGGUGCAGGGGGAGCUAGCACAGCGCGUGGGAGAGAUCGUUUCAUUAAGAGGCCAACUCCGAGACACCCGCGGGGAGCUGACUAACGCACAAGUCCUGCUACAAGAGGCCCACGGCAUAAACCGAACCAGGACUUUAGAGCUGGAAGUGUGCGAAAACGAACUACAGCGACGCAAAAGUGAAGCGGAAUUAUUAAGAGAGAAAGUGGGACGACUCGAGGGUGAGAUAGUGCAACUUAGAGGCGCGUUAGCCAGUCAGGGACCAGGAAAUCGGCAGUGUCAAGUUUUCCAGGAAGCAGAGGAACAUCUAUUGGCUUUUGAAAGUGAUGAAGCGAAAGCACAGAGACAGAGCCAUACAGACGCAAUGCAGAAUAUAAAACUGCAAAUGGACAGGAUGAAGAGUGAACUAACUUUUGAACGUCAGCGAGCGGAGGAGCAGUUGGUAAAUUUUGAAGAGGAGCGCAAAGUGUGGCAAGAAGAAAAGGACAAAGUUAUUCGCUACCAAAAGCAACUGCAGCAGAAUUAUGUUCAGAUGUAUCGCAGGAACAGAGAGCUAGAGCAGCAUCUACAAGAGCUGAGCCAGGAACUGGAGAGCAGGGACGACGAUGAUGGGAGCGGGAAUGAGAUAAACUUUGAUGAAAUUGCGGCAACAGAAAUAUGAAAAUAUGACCCAACCAUGUCAUUUGCACUAGUUUCAUUGGUUUCUGCUCCUCCCAUAUGACAUAAAAUAGAUAUUACACACUGAUGAGGUAUGUCAUUGUGACCUGGUAUCACUGCACCUAUGCGGAUAGAUAGGAUUUAUUAGACUAACAUUAAAGCUGUAUUGUGUAACUUUUCUGGUGGAGUGUCAGUGUCUGGUACCACCUUGUGAUACUGACAAUCUGGUCUGGAAUGUUAUUGUUUUUGCAUUUAUUUCAUUAUGGGUAAUCAAAAGUACCUUGAAAAACAUGCAUUCUUAUGAGUGGGCUUGCCUAUCCAUAGAUCUGACCAGGCCUAUUUAACUUGGCCUUGUGCCGUCACCUGCUUGUCUAAUGUUAUACAGCAGAACAUUUCAGACAAAAUGACUUCACCACGGACACUAGCAGGAAAAGUUACAUAGUGCACCUUUUCUUGAACAAUAUGUCCUCGUCGCUCUUGUUUUAGAAAUGUAUUAAUUUACAUUUUAAGUUUAAAACAUUUAAUUUCAACAGUCUUAUUUGCGAUGGCUACACAGCUGGGUUUGGGUUGUCCGAAAUUGUCAAAACUGGUCCAUUGAGGUGACAUCAGGAGGAGCAGUGUGGUUUUCGUCCUGGUCGUGGAACACUGGACCAGCUCUAUACUCUCCAUCGGGUCCUCGAGGGCUCAUGGGAGUUUGCCCAACCAGUCCACAUGUGUUUUGAGGAUCUGGAGAAGGCAUUCGACCGUGUCCCUCGUGGUGUCCUUUGGGGGGGUUCUCUGGGAGUAUGGGGUCCGGGGCUCUUUGCUAAGGGCUGUCCGGUCACCAUAUGACCGGAGCAGGAGCUGUGUUCGCAUUGCCGGCAGUAAGUCAGACCUGUUCCCGGUGCAUGUUGGACUCCGCCAGGGCUGCCCUUUGUCACCGGUUCUGUUCAUUAUAUUCAGGAACAGAAUUUCUAGGCGCAGCCAGGGGCCGGAGGGGGUCUGGUUUGGGAACCACAGGAUUUCAUCUCUGCUGUUUGCAGAUGAUGUUGUCCUGAUGGCUUCUUUGAGCCAGGACCUGCAACAGGCACUGGGGCGGUUUGUAGCCGAGUGUGAAGCGGCUGGGAUGAGAAUCAGCUCCUCCAAAUCCGAGGCCAUGGUUCUCGACCGGAAAAAGGUGGUUUGCUCUCUCCGGGUGGGUGGAGAGUCUCUGCCCCAAGUGGAGGAGUUCAAGUAUCUCGGGGUCUUGUUCACGAGUGAGGGAAGGAUGGAGCGUGAUAUUGACAGGCGGAUCGGUGCAGCCUCUGCAGUGAUGUGGUCGCUGUAUUGGUCCGUUGUGGUAAAGAAGGAGCUGAGCCGGAAGGCGAAGCUCUCGAUUUACCGGUCAAUCUACGUUCCUACCCUCACCUAUGGUCAUGAGCUCUGGGUAAUGACCGAAAGGACAAGAUCGCGGAUACAAGCGGCUGAAAUGGGUUUCCUCCGCAGAGUGGCCGGGCGCACCCUUAGGGAUAGGGUGAGGAGCUCGGUCACACGGGAGGAGCUCGGAGUAGAGCCGCUGCUCCUACACGUUGAGAGGAACCAGCUGAGGUGGCUCAGGCAUCUGCUCAGGAAGCCUCCUGGACGCCUCCCUAGGGAGGUGUUCUGCGCAUGUCCCACCGGGAGGAGGCCCCGGGGAAGACCCAGGACACGCUGGAGGGACUAUGUCUCUCGGCUGGCCUGGGAACGCCUUGGGGUUCCACAGGAGGAGCUGGAGGACGUGUCCGGGGUGAGGGAAGUCUGGGAGUCCCUGCUUAGACUGCUGCCCCCGCGACCCGGCCCCGGAUAAGCGGAAGAAAAUGGAUGGAUGGAUGGUCCAUUGAGUUAAUAGGUGCAUAGCUUAGCGCAAUAGUUCCCAUUAAAAGCUACUAAUCUCAAUCUGUUACCAUUUUAGUGUCAUAAAUACACAGAAAGUUGCAGUUUUCCCAAAUGGGACCUGCCUCUCGGGUCUCUCCUCUUCAGUAGAUCAUGACCUCUAUUAGCCGUUAGUAGGUCAGGCCAGGCCUCCCAUUACUGACUUUUCUUUGUACCAAUUUCUCCUCAUCUUUGGAACAAAAAUCACAUCAUAUUUUUUGCAAUUUUCCAUACGCAAUGUGCUAAACCUGUACUUGUCUUUAUUAAAGGUUAGGGUGGCCACCACAGUAUAGAAUUAAACUGAUCUCCCUGGAGACUGGCAGGUGACGCUACCAAGCAAGAUUAUUUUUCCAAUAACACCUGUAAUUUAACACAUAUGAGAUAAUGCAUACUGACGGACAUUCCAGGCAACGCAAUAACUACUACUACACUACUAUGGUGACAAGCAUGUGGCAAGUUGGACUCCCUACCCCCCUAAUUGACCUUUUUUGCAGCUUUUUGACAUUUUCCUUAUUAUAAAAGAUAUACCUGAUAUUAGAGAUCAACUCAUAUGGGUUUUUCAUGGCUUGAUGCUGAUGCCAAUGGUUUAUAAUCCAGAGAAACCGUUGGCCGAUAAGAUCUGCCGAUAUUUUUGGGCCGAUAUGUAGGGCUAAUUUUGGUUAUUUUCCUCCAAUUUCGUCAUUUAAAUUGACUAUAAACUCCCCCUAAGCCUUUUUUUUUAACCACAAACCUAUAAGAGAGCUGUGUAAUCAUGCUAUGUUCAGCGAUCUCUUCAUAUUAAAGUGUUAAUAUAAAGCUUUGUGUGUAUAUCAUAGGUAGCAGAUUGAUCAAUACAAAAUAUCAGCCUAUGCUGGAGCUUUAAGGCCGAUAGCCAAUACGUUAAAAAGUCCAAAUAUCGGUCUAUCUCUACUUGAUGUCCAAACUUUGGCAUACCUUUUAGAUGAAUUAUGUGUCGCCUACCUCUGUGCGUUUGUGACGGUUUAAUGACUAACGUUCAACCUUUCACUCUCCUCCCACUGUUGUGUUUGUGUGACUGGUCUGCCCGCUGGCUUUAGCACUCUCCACUCCUUCUAAAUGUGUUAGGAGUAAGUUUCAUUUAAUUCACAUAAAGCCAAUAUUUAACAAGCAGGAGGUUAGUACGAGGAGUAGGAGUCUCCGCGUCUUGUGCUCUGUGGUGAGUCACGCAGACCUGUAGGUGGCGCCAGUAGCAAUAUUUGUGACUAAAGCAGUAUUUUCAUCAAGUGUUCAAAGUUAUUUAAACAUAGGAAUUUCUAAACGUUACACUUGCGUUACCAUCAAAUUGUUCCCUUGUUUUAGAGGAUCUGAUGAUGCAUCACUGGACAGGGUCGAGAUCAAAGCAACCAAACUCUUACAGUGGCUGCAGUUACAAUUGGAGCCCCUUCCUAUGAAUUUAUAUUAGAGGGAGGACCAUGUUAGGUUUCUUGCCCAAAACCUCCAAAUUUUCUGUCAAUGAGCCUGCUCAGUGUACUAGUCACUUUUGAACACAAUUUUAAAAGCAUUUUAGAUCAUGCUUUUAUAGAAAACUUUAUCAAUCAAAGUGUCGGAACCAAAGCAAUUAAACUAAUAGAGUAGCCAAGUGCUCAUUUAAACCACAAAACUAUGAUCAUGACCCACAUUAAUAAUAUUGACGACAAUCUUGGUUAAGUUAAUUAUUACCCAACAUUAUCACAUUUUAUCUUAAAUAGCUUUCAAACAAGAGUAUAAGCAAAAUGGAUGAAGUAGCAAUGACUAUAAUCAGAUCAGAUCCUGUUAUGAUUUGACAAAUUUUAUUGGAGCGCUAGUAACUCUUACUGGGUAUUAUGUUGUUUUAACUGUUACUAUUUGAUUGUAAAGUAUAAUUGGUAUUAUUCAAAUUAAGAUAUUGUAUAUUAUUGGUUGCUGUUUUGACUCAAAGCAUCAGAAUAAUCCUUGUUCAGUUUGACUGUAUAUGGUUACUAUAGGAAAUAUUAACUCAGUGUUAUUUAAACCUUAAAACAUUAAUCUUAACCGUUGUAUUUUAGUUCCUACCCGGUGUACAUUGACUUCCCUGUUUGGAGCAGGACACACCCAAAACCAACAGAAGGCUCUUGUUGCUGCUGACUGAAUGUAACUUUGUGUAAAUAUUUUCCACAAUUGAACAGAAAUUGGUUAUAAAUGAAGUUUGUCAGAGAUGAGAUGAAACAUAGCCACUGUGAAUGACCAAAGCAAUGUCCCGUGUAUUUUGCUCAUCCACAAUAAUGCGUGUACAUUAUAGGAUCUAUGUGGACGUUUGUUUUCAGCGUAAUUUUAUAAUUUACAAUAUUUGUAUGAGGACAUUAAAUGUAUAUUUUCAUGCUGUACAGUCUUGAACAAAUCUAUGUUUUAUUAAAAAUAUCUGAAGUAG